Hirundo rustica (Barn swallow) is the source of this 3877-nucleotide messenger RNA. RefSeq names its product stanniocalcin 1 (gene STC1). The record is from RefSeq and is a predicted model, not a curated record. Lineage: Eukaryota; Metazoa; Chordata; Aves; Passeriformes; Hirundinidae. Gene Ontology annotation, cellular component: extracellular region. Gene Ontology annotation, biological process: intracellular calcium ion homeostasis. Gene Ontology annotation, molecular function: hormone activity.
AUGAGUCCAGUCCUCCCCUGGCUCUGCCCAGCGCCCGAUUGGCUCCGCAGCCCGGGGGGGACCGAUAAGGGCGGCUAUAAAACCCUCGCAGCUCCCGGUCCCCCAGCGAGCAGGAGCCAGAGGGGCCGCCCGGAUCCUCCGCACAUCCCUGCGCUCAUCCCCGGCCUCGCCGGGAUCCUCCUUCCAUCCCUCCUUCCUUCCAUCCCUCCCUCCCUCCCUCCUGCCAGCGCGCAUCCAGCUCCACAUCUUCGCUCCAGCCGGAGCGCGAGGGGAGAGGCGCCAAAGCAAAAAAAAAAAAAACAUCCAAACCCAACCCCGCUGUUAGCGGAAACUUGUCAGAGAAUGCUCCUAAAGUCCGGGUUUCUCCUGCUGCUGCUGAUCAGUGCGUCCGCAUCCUCGGAAGCUGAGCAGAAUGACUCUGUGAGCCCCAGGAAGGCGCGGGUGGCAGCCCAGAACUCAGCAGAGGUGGUCCGGUGCCUGAACAGCGCUCUCCAGGUGGGCUGCGGCGCCUUCGCCUGCCUGGAGAACUCCACGUGCGACACGGACGGGAUGUACGACAUCUGCAAGUCCUUCCUCUACAGCGCCGCUAAAUUCGACACUCAGGGAAAAGCCUUCGUGAAGGAGAGCCUGAAGUGCAUCGCCAACGGAGUGACCUCCAAGGUGUUCCUGGCCAUCCGCAGGUGCUCCACCUUCCAGAGGAUGAUCUCCGAGGUGCAGGAGGAGUGCUACAGCAAGCUGGACAUGUGCGGCAUCGCCAGGCGCAACCCCGAGGCCAUCACCGAGGUGGUGCAGCUCCCAAGCCGCUUCUCCAACCGGUAUUACAACAAGCUGGUGAGGAGCCUGCUGGAGUGCGACGAGGACACGGUGAGCACCAUCAAGGAGAGCCUGAUGGAGAAGCUGGGCCCCAACAUGGCCAGCCUCUUCCACCUGCUGCAGAGCGACCACUGCGCCCAGGGCCACCCCCGCGCCGAAUUCCUGCGCAGGAGGAUCUCGGAGCCCCAGAAGCUGAAGCUGCUCCUCAGGAACCUGCGAGGCAAGGGCUCGGCGCCGGCCCACGGCAAGCGCGGCUCGGCCGAGCGCGACCAAAGCUGAGGGCUCUGCUGCAGGAGAGCGCUGCACCCCAAAGCUGGAGGACUUGUAGGUAUUUUAGCCCCCGCUCAAGGAGCCGGGUUGGGUUCCUUAGGGCUCGUUUUUAGUUCGUUCGUCUUUUCUGCUCCUCUCGGACAGCGCUCGUGGCGUGGGUCUGUGUUCGGCGUCGCGGCUUUCCCGCCGCUCUGGCUCCGGCUGCUCUCUUCCCCACCAAAACAACAACAACAACAACAACAAAAAAAAUAUCUGCUGGCCCAAAAAUAACCUUAGCCUUAAGUCGAUCCCCGCGGUUCGUUUGGAGGUUUGCCCCAAAGGCCCGGGGACGCGGCAGCGAGGGGAGGAGCCGCUCCUCUCCCGCGGGUGACGAAAGAUGCGCUAAAAACCCCCGAAACAUCCUCGGAACACCCCGCGGGAUUCGUGUCGUGAAUCCGUGCUGGCCGCGGACGAACGCGGAUGGCGCGUUCCCGGUGCUGAGCGUCGCGCUCAGCCCUGACCCCUCCCAGCACAGCGUUUAAACCGGGAUUUGCCAAACUCGCUGCCUGGUUUUAGUCACCGGGACCCGGCGCCGUGGCGCAAAACGAGCUCAGACCACCCCAAAAACCCCCAAAACUGCGAGGGGGAGGCGUUCUGCCCUGGAAAGAGGCGCCAGGCUGCGGCUGGAGCUGGCCAGGAGGUCCCACAAGCGUGCGCUGUGUUUCAAAGCUCGCACCUCUGUACUGUGUUUAACUGCCUGAAGCUUUAAGCCAAGCCUAACAGAAACAAAGCCUGUCUUAAGAUUAGAGUAUUAAAGGCCUUGCUCUAACUGUGGUAUAAAUAGUGCUAAAAGCCGUCUGUACUGUACAUAAACUCCGCCAGAGUCUGCUCCAAAGGAGCAGAGCAGAAUAACUUCCUUGCCUAAGCUGAGCUUUGUAAGUCAGCUCUUUGUUAUUGUUUUAUUUUCUCCCUGGAGGCAGCACCUCUGUCACAGUCAAGAGUUCACGUUCCACUCCGUGGCCUUUGUAGGGAAGAGGAGGGGAAAGGUUUAGGAUGGGAAUCGCAGGGCCAGGAGCAGCCUUCCAGAGCCAAAACUGAGGGGAAAAUCCAUAAAAAACACCCAAAUUCAGGCUGGUCCGUCCUGUCCCCACAGGGCUGCCAGGAGAUGCACUUAGACCCGAGGCAGAGCUGCUGGGAAUCCCGGGAUUAUGGGAUCCUUUGGGAAUCUCAGAGGGCAAAGCUCCCGUCAGGAUUUCUGGGAAAGGCAGGGGAAAUCCCUGAUUCUCUCAAGCUCCAGCAGGAGAGCUGAGGACAUGGAAUGAAGGCUCUGGGAGCUGCCUCUCCUCCUCCUCCUCCUCCUCCUCCUCCUCAGCGGGCUCUGGGAGGAGGAGCAGAGCUGGGAGACCCCAGACGCGCUCCCCAGCACAGCCAGGCUCUGCUGAGCCCAAAACCCCUCCGUGCUGCGGGAUCCUCCAGGCCAGUCCCAAAUCCACCCCGGGAGUCUCCGCAGAGCGGGAGGCUCAGCCUCAGGAGAGCUGAUAAAGGAGGGAUCUCUCUUUUCUCAUGGAAACCCGAAGCAAUAGAGCUUUAUUUUUUAUUUUUCUUUUCUUUUCUUUUCUUUUUUUUUUCAUUUUAUUUUUAUUUUGUGUUGUUUGGAAAACCACGAAGCCUUUAAAAAACCAGAACUUGCUGCUAAAGCAUCAAAACCAGAUGCAGCGGCAGCGUUUCAGAUGUCGCCGUCUUCACGAAAUGCAGCCCGAAAGCGCUGGGGGAAGCAGCAAAACAAAACAAAACAAAACAAAACAAAACAAAACAAAACAAAACAAAACAAAACAAAACAAAACAAAGAAAUGUUGCUGACAUCGGAUGAGGGUCGGAAUUUGUGAUUUUUUUGGAGGGGAUUCUCCGCACGGAGCCGUCCUGGGCAAGGAAGGUGCAGAGUUGCUCCUUCCUGAAUGGGGCAGGGAUUGAGAGGCCGACACAAAGAAAUUCAGAGAGGUGGAAACCGAAACUUCUGGAAUGUCCCCACCCUAAAAUUGAGAUUAUGUUUAGGGGCUGAUCCCCAGGGAUGCAUUCUUGACUUCCUGUUGGCAGCCAGGGAAUUGCGCUGGGGUUUGUGCACCCAGUCCAUGGGGUUUUUUUGGGAAUUGGGCACGAAAAGUCUUUCCCUGGCUUGGGGCAGUGGCCAAACCCCGCCUGGGGGAUCCCAAAGCUUCUGGGAGCUGUCCCAGGACACCUGGGCAGGGAUAUUCCCCACGGAAUUCCCCUUUCUCUGCAACCCCAAAGCGGGUGCCUAAAGCGGAUUUGGGGCCGGGGAGGAGCCUUGGACAUCCCAAUCCCGUAUUUUUUUGGGGGGGUGCCGUGAUGAAAUUUCCCUUUCCAGCAGCGAUUCCCGCCUUGUCUCCCGAACAUGGAUGGGAAGAGGAGUGGGAAGAUGAUUCCCAUGGUGGGGAUUUGCUGUGGUGACCCAGGGAAUCAUCUCCUGGAGCUCCAGGGAAUUCCCCCUGUGCCACCCACAUCCCAAAGAGCCGCAAUUCCCCGUUUUUGAGCUGCUUCGGGGCCGCUUUUGUCCCCGCUCUGGAGCAGGGAGGAAUUUCGGAUCGGGGAUUUGGAGGCUCUUCCCAUCCCUUGGGAAUGAUGGAAAGGUUUGGAUUUAGGCGCUGAGAGAUCCCUGGGGACUGGGAAUGAUCCCCAAGAUCAAGUCCAGCAAUUUCACCUCAGAAGUUCUUCUCUGCUUUUUUAUUUUAUUUCUUUAUUAUUUUAUUUUAUUUUAUUUUAUUUUAUUUUAUUUUAUUUUAUUUUAUUUUACUUUUUU